Messenger RNA from Misgurnus anguillicaudatus (oriental weatherfish), 1847 nucleotides. RefSeq names its product autophagy related 4B, cysteine peptidase (gene atg4b). Lineage: Eukaryota; Metazoa; Chordata; Actinopteri; Cypriniformes; Cobitidae. The record is from RefSeq and is a predicted model, not a curated record. Gene Ontology annotation, molecular function: cysteine-type endopeptidase activity; protein-phosphatidylethanolamide deconjugating activity. Gene Ontology annotation, cellular component: cytoplasm. Gene Ontology annotation, biological process: mitophagy; protein processing; autophagosome assembly.
UGUCCCACCCUUGAAGACGAUCUAUUGGUUAAAAAAUACACCCAGACAAUGACGCAGCCUUGGCAAGGCGGAAGUCGUUUCUCAUUGGUCAGUGUCGUUUAAGGAACAUUCAACAAACAAGAUAGGCUGAAUCACUGUCGAGAUGGAUGCAGCUACUCUCACAUACGACACUUUGCGCUUUGGUGAGAUCGAAGAUUUCCCAGAGACUUCAGAGCCUGUCUGGAUUUUGGGAAAGCAGUUCAGCGCCCUUACAGAGAAGGAGGAAAUUCUGGCUGAUGUCACCUCACGUUUGUGGUUCACCUACAGGAAAAACUUCCAGCCAAUCGGUGGCACUGGGCCUACUUCAGAUACUGGCUGGGGCUGCAUGCUCCGAUGUGGACAGAUGAUUCUUGCAGAGGCCUUGAUCUGCAGGCACUUAGGUAGAGACUGGAAAUGGAGUCCAGGUCAGCAACAAAGAGCGGAAUAUAUCAGUAUUCUGAAUGCUUUUGUUGACAAGAAGGACAGCUAUUUUUCCAUCCACCAAAUAGCUCAGAUGGGUGUAGGUGAGGGCAAGUCUAUAGGCCAGUGGUAUGGUCCUAAUACAGUGGCACAGGUACUCAAGAAACUGGCAGUAUUUGACACCUGGAGCCGACUGGCAGUUCAUGUAGCUAUGGACAAUACUGUGGUCAUAGAGGAAAUCAAAAGAUUGUGUAUGCCGUGGCUGGACUUUGAGAGGAGAGCCUAUGCAGCUUCUGUGGAACCUCAAGAGAUGAAUGGUGAUCUAGAGGGGGCGUGUGCUCUGGCAGAGGAUGAGACUGCUUUGUGGAAACCACUAGUUCUGCUGAUUCCUCUAAGACUAGGCCUAAGUGAUAUUAAUGAAGCUUAUUUUGAACCACUCAAGCAAUGUUUCAUGAUGCCUCAGUCUUUGGGAGUAAUAGGUGGGAAACCGAACAGUGCUCACUAUUUCAUUGGCUUUGUGGGUGAUGAGCUUAUUUAUCUAGACCCUCACACCACUCAGCCGGCUGUGGAUCCGAGUGAAGAUGUUCAGUUUCUGGACGAGUCUUACCACUGCCAGCACCCUCCAUGCAGAAUGCAUAUAUGUGAGCUUGACCCCUCCAUUGCAGCUGGGUUCUUUUGUCAAACAGAGGAUGAUUUUGAUGACUGGUGCGCACAGAUUCGUAAGGUUUCAAACUGUAGAGGCCUCCCUAUGUUUGAGUUAGUGGAAAGUCAGCCAUCUCAUCUAAUUACAGCAGAUGUACUCAAUCUCACUCCAGACUUCUCUGAUUCAGACCGGCUGGAGCGUUUCUUUGAUUCUGAAGAUGAAGAGUUUGAAAUCCUGUCUCUGUGAAGAAAUAUUACAUUGGCCAGACUUUUAGAAUCCUAUGGCAGAGCCCCUCCAAAGAAAAGAGGGGAGAGAGAGACAAAGAAAGAAUAUCAUUGACGUCCACGGCCAGUGUGGCAUAGUCACCUGCGUCAAACACACAGCUUUCUUCUUAAACUGCUAUAUUGACUAAUCUGUGUCCUCCUGAGUGAGCCAAAGUCAGGGCCCAUAGUAUCUUCAUGUACUUGCAUUUAAUUGUAUCUAUAAGUCUUAACACUAUAGAUUUAUUUUUAAGUGAUAUGGUGCCUUUUUACCCUCAGACACAGGUUUGCCAUAACAUGUUUUAAGGUAUUGGUUGGAAUAACUGCUUAUCAGAUUUGAUUUAGCAUUUACUUUCGACAAGGUUUUGGACCUGUAUUAACUUGUAAAUGGCAAUCAAGGAAGGUUGAGCAUUUACAUACUGGGACUUUUUCAAGUUCAGAAUCUCUGUACACAAGUUUAUUUUAUGAAUAUUUAAUUUGAAUUCAUUAAAAAUAAUAACAAUCAA